This is a messenger RNA of Hippocampus comes (tiger tail seahorse), 3581 nucleotides long. It is a transcript of the gene skor2, whose product is annotated as SKI family transcriptional corepressor 2. Gene Ontology annotation, molecular function: DNA-binding transcription factor activity, RNA polymerase II-specific; RNA polymerase II cis-regulatory region sequence-specific DNA binding; SMAD binding. Gene Ontology annotation, biological process: negative regulation of transcription by RNA polymerase II; negative regulation of BMP signaling pathway. NCBI's taxonomy places the organism in Eukaryota, Metazoa, Chordata, Actinopteri, Syngnathiformes, Syngnathidae. Gene Ontology annotation, cellular component: nucleus; transcription regulator complex; cytoplasm. The coding region runs from base 243 to 2648 and encodes 801 amino acids. The record is from RefSeq and is a predicted model, not a curated record. The transcript has 8 exons.
UUUAGUCACAUCUGACGAGCUGUUUCACUUUAGUUAUACCCGGUAAAGAAAAAAAAAAGAAGGAAAAACAUAGCGCCGCCACCAAUAAAUUGUGGUUAUAUAUUUGAUCGUUUUUUAAAAAAUGAUUUUUUAUACUAUAUAGGAUAAAGUGAUUUUUAUUUCAAAUAAGUGGCUGUUUUUUUUUUUUUUUAAACACUCACGAUUUGGAGGACUCUCGGCUGUUAGAGUUUUGUUGCGCCACUAUGGACAAGUCUCAUCUUGCCAAUGACAUCAUCAUGACAAGCUCAACAGGCCCAUACCCGCAGGAGCCGCUGACUCCUCCCCGGCCCAACCAUCACCACUCCUCGUCUUCCUUGUCUUCGCCCUCGCCCUCGUCUUCGUCCUCGCCCCUCAAGCCCAAUCAGGUGGGCCAGGUCAUCCUGUACGGCGUUCCCAUCGUGUCGCUGGUCAUCGAUAACAACGAGAGACUUUGCUUGGCGCAGAUAUCCAACACGCUCCUCAAAAACUACAGCUACAAUGAGAUCCAUAACCGCCGCGUUGCGCUGGGCAUCACCUGUGUCCAGUGCACCCCCGUUCAGCUGGAAAUCCUUCGCCGCGCCGGGGCCAUGCCCAUCUCGUCUCGCCGCUGCGGCAUGAUCACCAAACGUGAGGCCGAGCGUCUUUGCAAGUCCUUCCUGGGAGAGAACAUGCCUCCCAAACUGCCCGACAACUUUGCCUUCGAUGUGACGCACGAGUGCGCUUGGGGUUGCCGCGGUAACUUCAUCCCUGCGCGCUACAACAGCUCACGGGCCAAAUGCAUCAAGUGCUCCUUCUGCAACAUGUACUUCUCCCCAAAUAAGUUCAUCUUUCAUUCCCAUCGCACGCCGGACGCCAAGUACACGCAGCCCGACGCCGCUAACUUCAACUCCUGGCGGCGGCAUCUCAAGCUUAGCGACAAACAUCCAGCCGACGAGUUAGUUUAUGCUUGGGAGGAUGUGAAGGCCAUGUUCAAUGGAGGGAGUCGGAAGAGGGCCCUGCCCUCCGCGGGUCACUGCCACUCCAUGGGUCCCAUGAAGACCGUAAGCUCGGUGGUGCCUCACAUGAUGGGAGGCGACCUGGGCGCCCAGAAAAGAGCACACUUUGACGAUGACGACGACCUCGAAGGAGGCGGUUUGUCUCCCCGGAAGACACCGCGAAGUUACCCCGUCAUCCCCGUCCCCAGCAAAGGCUUCGGCAUGCUCCAAAAGUUCCCCCCCACGUCGAUUUUCCCAUCACCUUACCCCUUCCCUGCAGCGUUCGGCCUCUGCCAGCAGAAAAAAGAUGACAGCGAUAUUUCGGCCGGGCACAAAGCCACAGGACUGUCGGGUCUUUUAUGGCCCGGACGAAAGGACACUUUUUAUCCUCCCUUUUGCAUGUUUUGGCCCCCGAGGGCAGCGGGUGGCAUCCCCGUGCCCACGUACCUGCAGCCUCAGCCCAGCCUCUCCUCACUGGCUGACAAUCCCUCCCUUAGGCAGGCCUUCCUGGAUCUGUCUGACUCCUCCGAACCGGGAGCCGUAGCUGCCAACGGGAACGGCGUCAGUACAAACAUGACCCCUAACAACGGGAGCGCCGCAUCGAGAUCCGGUCUCUUUGACCCCGACUGCACAAUGGUAACCCCUGACCUUCGGCCCGUGACUUCGGAAAGCUGGCUGAAACUCUUAGACAACCCCACACUCCACACCAGAAAGCCCAGCUACGGCUCAGCCUUCCGCCCCGUCAUCAAGGACGCAGAGAGCAUCGCUAAGCUCCACGGCAACGGAGGAGGCGUCGCCGGAGUGACGGAUGAAGAGACGGGCCUCGUCGUCGCAGGGUCGGACCGCCACCCGAGGCUCUCGCCCAGCAGCAGCUGCAGUUACGGCAGCGAAAGCGCGGGGGAAGGCGAAGCGGAGGGAGGGGAAAGCGAAGAGGACGGAGAGGUUGACGUGGAGUCCUCGAAGCAGGAAGACGAAGAAGAAGAGGGGGGCUUCGCCAGCCGGACCCCGCAGACUCAAACAAACCUGUUCCUGCCCGUCGUGAGCAACAGUGCCGGGGAGGAACGGGGGAAGGGGAGGGGGAGUGGUGCGGCGUAUCCCGGCAGCUCCCCUCCUUCCGUGGACCCCAUCCGACAGGAGUCCCCCAGCUUGCCGGCCUCUUCUCCCGCCAGCCUGCCGCUGUCCAACUCCAGUCCGCCGCACAGAGAGGAGCCAUCUUACAAAAACGUGGACAAAAACAGAAAUGAAGGACUACCUGCCUACGCAACCAAAGACUCCAUGUCAGAUGACAACAAAGAGGUGAACAGCUUCUUUGGAGCCGAGAAUGAAACAUCAGCACCGGCACCAGACUACUGGAGGGAAAGCUCCGGUGAUCAAAGUCAAGAGGCUGCGUCUCCCGUGCAGCUAAAGAAGGAUGUGGAGAAUAUGGAGAAAGAGGAGCUUCAGAAGGUUCUGCUGGAGCAGAUAGACUUCAGGAGGAGACUGGAGCAAGAGUUUCACACCCUCAAGGGCACCUCCCCAUUUCCUGUCUUCCAUAAUUUCCAAGACCAGAUGAAAAGGGAGCUUGCCUACAGAGAAGAGAUGGUCCAGCAUUUACAAAUGAUUCCGUAUGCAAACAUCAUGAGAAAAGAAAAGAUCAGCUCCCAUAUGAAUAAAUAGCUAAUUGUCAUGUUCCUUGAGAUUGAUUUCCUAAAGGAGAGACAAAUAAAUGACAACAAAUGGAAAUCAGCAUCCAGCCUCAAAGACACCAACCAGGACCCAAAUCGGACCUCCAUGAAUUUACCUGGUGGACUUCAAGGCUAAGCCACUGAAUUUCCCCUACCAGACUUUUUAAAGCGAUUUUAAAGGUACAGAGAGUCAUCUUAAAACUGUUUCUGUUCCGGACACUGAAGUGCUGCUGUAAAUAAACACAAUGGAUGAGGACAGUCCUCAUGCUAAUAUAGUUACUGUGGUUAUUGAUUUUGUUGCUGUAAUAUUAGUAAAUGACAUAUCAGCCAUUAUUGACUGUGAACACACACAUCCUAAACACACAGGACAUGUUACCUCAAAAGAACACCGUUUGUCAUAUUGUCCUUAAAGAUUCUGCAGAUAAGCAGCUGGUGAGGUACUUUUGAUUUACUUUUUAAAAUAGAUAAAUAAUAAAUUCAAAGGCUUCACUUUCACCCAAAGGUGAUCAUCUGUAUGCUGUCUUUUCAAUGGGCUUGUCAUGUCUGCAGAUGCUGAAUGGACAUGAAUUGUAUAUAUGGAUCUUGUGAUAUAUCCCCCGCAAAAUUGUACAUAAUAUCCAAUGUGAGACUAUUCAUCCUCACAGUCUGUUUACAUGUGUUUAUUUUCAUUUCAAUAUUGGGGCCUCAGACCCGAAUCUUAAAAAUAUGAUUAUUUAUGACAAAGAGGAAAACAUGAUGAUGCUGACAGUUGUAUUUCAGUGUAAAAUGAAACCUCAUCCAUCUUGUUUAUACGUCGAACCAAAUGAAUGGAUAAAGCUGUCAUUUAAGAAAGAUAAUUACAAUCUGCAUAUGUAUUGAACUAACCUAUGUUUUUGUUCUCUGCAAUUCAUUGUGUGUAAAUUAAAAGACUAUGAAUAACAACGCA